Messenger RNA from Marasmius oreades (fairy-ring Marasmius), 1146 nucleotides. It is a transcript of the gene LEU2, whose product is annotated as 3-isopropylmalate dehydrogenase. Lineage: Eukaryota; Fungi; Basidiomycota; Agaricomycetes; Agaricales; Marasmiaceae. Bases 1 to 1146 code for a protein of 381 amino acids. Gene Ontology annotation, biological process: L-leucine biosynthetic process. Gene Ontology annotation, cellular component: cytosol. Gene Ontology annotation, molecular function: NAD binding; magnesium ion binding; 3-isopropylmalate dehydrogenase activity. The transcript has 5 exons. The record is from RefSeq and is a predicted model, not a curated record.
AUGUCCACACGCUCCUUCCGCGUCGCAGUCCUUCACGGUGAUGGAAUUGGUCCCGAAGUGGUCGACCAGGCAGUUAGGGUUUUACAAAUGGUCUCUGAUGGAUCACCAGACUUCAACCUCCAGCUGGAGCCACAGCUUUUUGGUGGUGCUGCCAUUGAUGCUACCGGGGAACCUCUACCUGCAUCGACACUAAAAGCAUGCCAGCAAGCGGAUGCCAUUCUAAUGGGUUCCAUCGGUGGCCCAAAAUGGGGUGUAGAUGCCAAAGUUCGACCAGAACCAGGCCUUCUUACAUUGCGCAAAACACUCGGACUUUACGCCAACAUACGGCCCGCGAAUUUUGCAUCUGAAGCGUUGCUUGAAUACACUCCACUCAGGCCUGAUGUUGCUCGAGGCGUCGACAUGAUCGUCGUUCGCGAGCUGAUCGGGGGUCUCUACUUCGGUAAACGUAAAGAGGCCAGUGCAGAACCUGACAUUGGGACAGCUUGGGAUACCAUGAUUUACAGCGAAGACGAAAUCAAGCGCAUCACCAGAGUAGCCGCACAGAUUGCUCUUUCUGCCAAUCCACCAUUAGAGAUUCACUCGAUAGACAAGGCCAACGUGUUGGCUUGCUCUAGGCUAUGGAGGAAAACCGUGACCGAGACUUUACAAAAAGAGUAUCCUCAACUCAAAUUUGACCACAACCUGGUGGACUCGGCUGCGAUGGUCAUGGUCGCCAAUCCCAACAAGUUGAACGGCGUCAUCCUAACGGAGAACCUUUUCGGUGAUAUCCUCUCAGAUCAAUCCAGUGUAAUUCCCGGAUCUCUCGGUUUGCUCCCGUCCGCCUCUCUCGCAGGAGCUCCCUCAAAACCUUCCCCUGAUUUCAAGCCUACACUAGGUCUGUAUGAGCCUAUUCACGGUUCUGCGCCAGACAUUGCAGGGAAGGGUAUCGCGAACCCCAUCGGCACCAUUCUCAGCACAGCGAUGCUCCUUCGUUAUUCCCUUGGCCUCGACAAACCGGCCAUGUUGGUGGAAAACGCAGUACGGAAGGUACUGGAUCUCAAGUCAAAUGGUGGAUUUGGACUUAGAACGGCCGAUUUGGGCGGAUCUGCCACCACAGAGGAAGUUGGUGAUAAAAUCAUCCAAGUCUUGAGAGAGCUGCUCCAGUAG